This is a messenger RNA of Talpa occidentalis (Iberian mole), 4582 nucleotides long. RefSeq names its product pleiotropic regulator 1 (gene PLRG1). Gene Ontology annotation, cellular component: catalytic step 2 spliceosome; precatalytic spliceosome; Prp19 complex. Gene Ontology annotation, molecular function: protein binding. The record is from RefSeq and is a predicted model, not a curated record. The transcript has 15 exons. The coding region runs from base 109 to 1653 and encodes 514 amino acids. Gene Ontology annotation, biological process: mRNA splicing, via spliceosome. Lineage: Eukaryota; Metazoa; Chordata; Mammalia; Eulipotyphla; Talpidae.
CUGCGCCAGGGCGCCCAUUCCGGAAGGGGCUGCCACCUGUGGCGGCGGUUUCUGUGCUGGUGCCCAGGGUAUCCUCCCUGCUGGAGCAGCGGAGUACGCGGCCGCAUCAUGGUCGAGGAGGUACAGAAACAUUCUGUGCACACACUUGUGUUCAGGUCUUUGAAGAGGACCCAUGACAUGUUUGUAGCUGAUAAUGGAAAACCUGUGCCUUUGGAUGAAGAUAGUCACAAACGAAAAAUGGCUAUCAAGCUGCGCAAUGAAUAUGGUCCUGUGUUGCACAUGCCUACGUCGAAAGAAAAUUUUAAAGACAAGGGCCCUCAGAAUGCCUCAGAUUCAUAUGGUCAUAAACAGUAUCCUGCCAAUCAAGGACAAGAAGUUGAAUAUCUGGUGACAGGUACACAUCCAUACCCACCAGGCCCAGGGGUUGCUUUGACAGCAGAUACUAAGAUCCAAAGAAUGCCAAGUGAAUCAGCUGCACAGUCCUUAGCUGUGGCGUUACCUGCUAAUCAGGCUAGGGUGGACGCAAAUCGCAGCACAGCUGCUGGAGGUGAAUACCGACAUCCUGGGGCCGCCGACCGCUCACAGCCUGCGGGCAUGACUGCUGUUAUGGAGGGUGGCAACGCCAAGAACUCUGCCCUGAUGGCUAAAAAAGCCCCUACCAUGCCGAAACCCCAGUGGCACCCGCCCUGGAAGCUCUACAGGGUGAUCAGCGGGCAUCUGGGCUGGGUCCGCUGCAUUGCUGUGGAACCUGGAAAUCAGUGGUUUGUUACUGGCUCUGCUGACAGAACUAUAAAGAUCUGGGACUUGGCUAGUGGCAAAUUGAAGCUGUCAUUAACUGGGCACAUCAGCACAGUGCGUGGUGUGAUAGUGAGCACCAGGAGCCCCUACCUGUUCUCCUGUGGAGAAGACAAACAAGUCAAAUGCUGGGAUCUUGAAUAUAAUAAGGUUAUAAGGCACUAUCAUGGACAUCUCAGUGCAGUGUAUGGUUUGGAUUUGCACCCAACAAUUGAUGUUCUGGUAACCUGUAGUCGAGAUUCAACUGCACGGAUUUGGGAUGUGAGAACAAAAGCCAGCGUACACACAUUAUCUGGACACACAAAUGCAGUUGCUACGGUGAGGUGUCAAGCAGCCGAACCACAAAUUAUUACUGGAAGCCAUGACACUACGAUACGAUUGUGGGAUUUGGUGGCUGGAAAAACAAGGGUCACGUUAACAAAUCACAAGAAAUCAGUCAGGGCUGUGGUUUUACAUCCAAGACAUUAUACAUUUGCAUCCGGUUCUCCAGAUAACAUAAAACAGUGGAAAUUCCCUGAUGGAAGUUUUAUUCAGAAUCUUUCUGGUCAUAAUGCUAUUAUUAAUACAUUGACGGUAAAUUCUGAUGGAGUCCUAGUGUCUGGAGCUGACAAUGGCACUAUGCAUCUUUGGGACUGGAGAACUGGCUACAACUUCCAGAGAGUUCAUGCAGCUGUGCAACCUGGGUCUUUGGAUAGUGAAUCAGGAAUAUUUGCUUGUGCUUUUGAUCAAUCUGAAAGUCGGUUGCUAACAGCGGAAGCUGAUAAAACCAUUAAAGUGUACAGAGAGGAUGAUACAGCGACGGAAGAGACACAUCCUGUCAGCUGGAAGCCAGAAAUUAUCAAGAGAAAGAGAUUUUAAUGUGGCAUUAUCUUCAUGGUGGUUCCAUUUUUUUUGGUUUGUUUUUUCUUAGCUUGGCACUGAUGACGCUCUCUGGUCAUUUUUAUGUUCUGGCUAGGAAUGUAAAGCAGAAAUGUACAUGCUGGAAUCAUUGCUGCUUCAUUUUACAAUGAACUCCCACCUGCAUUUUUAUUUCUAAAAUAAGCAAUUUGAGGUCUUAGGAUUAAGAUGCAGAUAUCAAGCAUAUGCAGCUUUGUUGAACGGAACUAUCUAAAGGUAGACUAUUUUGUCAAUUUUAUUAAAGGCCCUUUUUUAAAAAACGUAUGGAAUGACUUACUAUAUAAUAGAAUGUGUGAGAGAAACAGUAGUUUUGUUUUUUUUUUAAAUCCUUUAAAUAAUGUCUGUGAUGGCUAAUUUGGGAUUAAAGGAUUUGAAGUCUUAAUUUAACUAAUGUAUGUUUAUUCCACAAACACUUUUGGGGUGCAUGUUCUUCAGAGUUCUGUAAUAGAGUCUGUGUGAAGGAAAUAGACAAAUUGUCUAGAUAAUAAACAAGGUGUGUCUGUCCUCUGAGGAUUCCAUCUAGAGAUGCUAUAAUAGAGGUGCUCAGGAAGUACUCGGGUAGCGCAGAGGAAAAGAUCAUUCAUUUUCCAGGGAAGGCUUUGUAGCAUACAUUGGCAUUUGAGCUGAGCUUUGAGAGGGCAGGGAAGGAGAAGGGUAUUCUAAGAUGAGACAUAAAGUAAAUGAAAUCAGACGUGUGAAAUCAUGUGGUACAAUCUUGGAACAAAGAACUGUCCCUGCCGAUGCACAUUGAGUGUGGCUGUUUGGUGGUGGGGAAGGUUUUGAGUUUGGAUUUUAUUCCACAAGCAGUAGGAUAUCAAUAUGGAGAUAUCAAAAUUUGGGGGGAAUAAGAUAAAAUGGAUGUAUCUGAAGGUGUAGCAAGGACUGUAAUGUUUUGUGAGGAUUUAAAAGUGUCAUUUAAGUGCCGGAUAUCUGCACUUCCUUCUGGUAAACACAAGUUUAUACACUCGGGUCCUGGUUGCUCAUCAGUCAAGUGUUGUCAGACUUCACUUACUAGUUAGAAAAUGCAGUUAAGGAUCCAUUUCAAAGUAAAAAAUUGCACCUUAAACUUUGAAUAAGCAUUUCCAAAUUAUACCCCAUCUUGCAUGCUGUGGUGGGACUAUAAUUGUUACAAACUUUAAGAGUGUAAAUUCAGAUUAUGUUGAGAAUGUUUGAACUCUGGCUAACUCUUCUUCAGAUUAUGAAAUUGCUACGAAUAUGCCUACUAGGAAUAUCUAUCAAAUGUACAUAGCAAGUUCAUUGUACCUUUGUUCAUUAAUGAAUAAAACCAGCCCAGAUGUCCUUUCAAUAAGGGGUUGGUUUAAUAGAUUGUGGUACCUUCAUGUGAUUUAUUUCUGUUCACUGAGAGUGAGGAAUGUCUUUGGACUAGUAUAAGCAAAUUUUAAUGUAAAGUUGUACAAACAUUUUUUGUAAUAUAACCUGCUCUAAAAAAAAUGGAGAAGCCACACUACCCUGUUAUUUGUUUUGUGAGGGAGUGGAUUUAUGGAAAAAAUUCCAUGAUUGCCAUUACAUAUUUCUAUAAUAUUGGAAUUUUCUUAUAUAAGCAUGUAUUUUGUAAGCCUAAAUAAAAAAAAAAAAGCCCAUACACUUGCAUCCCUGAGAGAUUCUCAUGCACCUUGUAACUGACGAUAAAUCAGAGGUGAACACCCACACAGGCCAAGAAGAAACCACUCUUGCAAGGAAGGAUGAAAGUUUACCUCUAUUAACCUGGGUAGCAAAGUAUCAGCUAUUGUGUUAGUUAGGCAUAAAUACCAAAUUCUGAACAGCAUUUUUAAAAGUCCAUUUCCCUGCCUCAUGCUGUCCUAUGUUACAAUAUUCUUAAUCCUGUUGCCACACUCAUAAGCUAUAGAGGUGACUAUAAAUCGCCAAAUUAUUGUAAAUAAGCUGGCAGUGCAAAUUAUCUUUCAUUGCAAUUUGAUGUGCCUAUUUUUUCUCGUCUGUGUAUGUGUGCUUAUAUAGUUUUAUUGCAAACAGGUAUUUAGGCAGAAGCCUAAGGACUAAAUGUAUGUCUCCUCAUAAUUCAAAUAUGGAAGUCCUACUCCCUAAGGUGAUGGUAUUAGGAUAUGGAGGUGAUUAGGUCAUGAGGGUGGAGCCCUCUUGCAGGGUAUUAGUGUCUUUAUAGAAGAGACUGCAGAGAGCUCUCUGGGGAGGACACAGGAAGAAGAUGGUUAUCUGUGAACCAGAAGCAAGUUCUCAUCAGACACAGUCUUAUUUUAGACUUUGCCCAGCUGCCGGAACUGAGAAGCCAGUGUUUGCUGUUUACAUUACAGCAGCAUGAACUGAGUGAGGCAUUGUUUUCUAUAAAUGGCAUUUGGCUAUACAUACUGAGAUGUGCUGUGUAAGACUCAACCAUGUACUUCCAGAACUUGCCCCUGAUCUGUGUUUGUAUAUUAGUUCAUUGUUUUUAAUGAUGCUGUUCUACGGUGUGAGAAUAUUAUUAGUUUAGAUAUUUUACUACUAACAGAAAUAAUGUAAUUUUUCCAUCUUAAAUUUGUUAACUACAAACCAAUGUGAAAUCAAUUCCCUUGAUUUUAGUGCACAUCAUGAGUAUUUCUAUAAGGUAAUAGCAAUAUGAUUUCUGGGUCAACAUAGGUAGAACUCCACCCAUUUUCAUGUAUACAACCAAAUUACUCUGAAGUCUUCAACAAUUUACAUUGCUUUUCUGCUUUAAAGCCUUUGAAUCCAGUUAUUUCUGCUCUAAAAAGUUUAUGGUUAAGUUACAACAUAAAAAUUGUACUCAACCGCCCAAAGGAGAUUAUGUGGGACGUCCUUAAUAGCUAACAACAGAAGAAUCUGCUGGAAAAAUCUUAAAUGUAUAACAGUUUGAGGACAUUUGAAACAUUUUAGGAAAGAGCAAGAUUUAUUUUGGGGU